ACUUCUUUCAAAUUGCAAACAAAAUCAAAACUCUCUUUCCAGCUUAAGGAAGAGACUCACCAACAAUCUCACCAAAAACUUCUUUUAAAUCUUUACUAAUCUACAAACCCUACAUUCAUCCUAUGUAUCUUAUAUACCCAAUAAAGUUUCUAUCUUUCUUCUAAUUUAGCUUAAAUCCAGUUUACUUUCUGGGUUUAUUUGACUCGAAAGCUCAAAGCUUUACAGAAACGCCAAUUCCAAUUUCAUCAUCAUUAGCCCUAUUGCUCUAAUCUAUCUUUCUUUACUUCAACUUUCUCAUUUGGGUUUGCUUCAGAAUCAAAGAAAGGCGCAACCUUUAUCCUUUUAUCUUCGUUUUCUUCUUCUCUAAGCAGAUGAUUACUCGAAAGGGCUAAGAGGGCUUAGUCUCUCUACCUUCUUAGGUGGGAUUUUGAGAAAAGGGACUAAAGAUGCCAUCUGAGAAUCCUUUAAGUGCUGAGAUGUCGAAGAAGGUUUCUUUAUUUGGUUUAACUGAUGUGAAGUUGUGGGUGUUGGUUUGUUUGGUAGUUGGAGCAUUCUUAGCUUUGGUUCUAUUUAUCUUAUCUAUAUGGAUUGCAUUCCGUCGGAAAUCACGGAGACCAUCUCACAAGAUGUUACCUUUCAGUCAAAUACCACGCGUGGCGAAAGAUAUCAGGGUUGAUGAUAGAGUUGGGUUUCAAAACCGCAAUGAAAAUCUAUGUGUCACAGGUGCUGAUAAAUCGAGUGAUAGAAACUCAGGGAAGAUGAUGUCUUACUUGGGGAGAACCAAGUCUAGUGAUAAUGAUAGUAUAAGUCAGUGUAGCUCUGUGCAUCAUCAUGAGAGAACUUGCAGUUCUCACUCCGGUGAAGAAGGAAGCUUUGGAGCUGCUUGGAGACAAGCUUCCCUUGCCCAGGGCGGACUUGUAACAGCAUCUCCUUUGGUUGGUUUGCCGGAAAUAUCUCAUCUUGGUUGGGGACAUUGGUUUACUCUUAGGGAUCUUCAGUUAGCCACCAAUCGUUUUGCUCCAGAGAAUGUAAUCGGUGAGGGUGGUUAUGGAGUAGUUUAUAAGGGUAGACUCAUCAAUGGUAAUGAUGUUGCUGUAAAGAAGCUUCUGAACAACCUGGGACAAGCUGAGAAAGAAUUCAGGGUUGAAGUUGAGGCUAUUGGUCAUGUACGGCACAAGAAUCUUGUAAGGCUUCUAGGAUAUUGCAUAGAGGGUGUUCAUAGGAUGCUUGUUUAUGAGUAUGUCAAUAGUGGCAACUUAGAACAGUGGCUGCAUGGAGACAUGGGGAAACAUAACACUCUCACAUGGGAAUCACGCAUGAAGAUCCUUAUCGGUACUGCACAAGCGCUUGCUUAUUUGCAUGAAGCAAUAGAACCAAAAGUAAUCCACAGAGACAUUAAAGCAAGCAAUAUCCUGAUUGAUAAUGACUUCAACGCAAAGCUUUCCGAUUUUGGGUUAGCCAAGCUCUUAGAAUCGGGUGAGAGUCACAUCAAUACCAGAGUGAUGGGCACCUUUGGGUAUGUAGCACCUGAAUAUGCUAAUACAGGUCUAUUAAACGAGAAGAGUGACGUCUAUAGCUUUGGUGUCCUGCUUCUGGAAGCUAUAACUGGAAGAGAUCCAGUUGACUAUGAACGUCCAGCUAAUGAGGUGAAUCUGGUUGAAUGGCUUAAGAUGAUGGUUGGAACAGGAAGAGCUGAAGAAGUUGCUGAUCCGAGGAUUGAGCCUAAACCUGCUACACGUGCACUCAAACGUGGACUUCUUGUUGCACUGAGAUGUGUAGAUCCUGAGUCAGAGAAACGGCCCAAGAUGAGCCAGGUUGUGCGGAUGCUUGAAUCAGAUGACAACCCUUUUCGUGAUGAGCGGAGGAGUAGAAAGAGUAGAACAGCGAGUAUGGAGAUAGUCGAGGCCACAGAGGAAUCAGCUGAGACUAGCAAACGGCCUGGUCACUCACAGAACCACACAACAAAGCCUGAAAAGACACAUGAAUAGGAAACAUGCUAAGUAACUUCACGUCACCACCAAAUGUUCUACUUAUGGAUGAGGCAUGAGUUUCUUCGUGCUUGUGGAGAAAUACAGAAGAGCUGUUUCAGGUGUUUCUUAACAUCCGGCGAGUAACUGAUGAUGCAAUCUUAGGAGCCAAAUAUCUUUUGAUGAUAGAGAGGCCUUUUGUCUCUCUUGAUCUUUGUGAAUCUUGGUUCUUCUAAAACUCUGAGUCAUGGCUGUUAGGAUGUCAAACAUAAGCCGUAGCCGAUUUGUUGUUGUAUUAUAAAUUGAAUCUGUUUGUCACCUUCUCUCUUUGAUUGAGACGUGUUUAUAGUCAAGUUGAGAUGUAUCUUAUAGAACGUUCACAUCGGAGAAAAACUGUUACGGAA
Eruca vesicaria subsp. sativa (arugula) is the source of this 2371-nucleotide messenger RNA. Lineage: Eukaryota; Viridiplantae; Streptophyta; Magnoliopsida; Brassicales; Brassicaceae. The record is from the annotation of a GenBank genome assembly.